CGCUUUACUUCAGUUCAGUGGCACGCAGAACUUGCUGCGCGGAGGCGAAUCAUCAGGUGGAUAUAAAGAGUGUGAUCUUAAAAAGAAAAACUUUAUGUCGACAUAAAUUAAAAAAUAAAUAUUCAGCAAAUAGUUGCGUAAUUUGCGAUACGAUUUCAUAAACUUUCUGGAAGAGAAAGAUAAAAAAAUAUUGAAUAUCUCAGAACGAUGACUUUGGGAAAUGAUUCCACCAUGCACACCCCGAAAAAAAGCAAAACACUACUUCAGGUUCGAUAUUUGAUGGCGAUAAUGGGCUCUAUCGGUCUUGCUAUUCUCUACGGUUUCAAAGUCAACGCCAGCGUGGCAAUUGUCGCUAUGGUAAACCAUAGUGCUGUAAAAUCGCUCACGCCUUACGAUUCAGAAAUUAACGAUAAUAAGACAGUGAGCGUUGAUGCUUGCCAAUUUGACGUUUCAAACGUUACGAAAAUUGAAAGCGAGGACGGUCCAUUCGUAUGGGACGAGCUUGUUCAGGGUCUCAUUCUAUCCUCUUAUUUUUGGGGCUACACAGUGUCCAUGCUGCCCGGUGGACGAUUGUCGGAGCUUUGGUCAGCCAAAUGGAUGAUGAACGGUUCGAUUCUGUUGAAUGUCAUAGCCUCCGUUCUAACGCCCGUUGCAGCACGUAUUCAUUACGGAUUCUUCAUAGCAAUGAGAUUUCUUCAGGGAAUCGGUGGCGGUGUAUCGUUCCCCGCUAUGCACGUUAUGAUUGCCAAGUGGGCGCCGCCAAAUGAAAGAAGUAUCAUCGCCUCGAUCGUAUACGCAGGAACCGCACUCGGUACCGUGAUUUCUAUCUUAUUAACCGGAAUGCUAGCCGCGAAUUUUGGUUGGGAAUCCAUUUUCUAUAUAGAAGGUGCACUUUGUUUAAUUUGGUGCACCGCUUGGUGGUUGACGAUAGCGGAUUCUCCGCAAGAACAGACAAAACUUAUCAGUGAAGAAGAAAAGGACUACAUCAUCACAUCUUUGGGAGGACGCGGCGAGAAAAAUCUUCCCAAAACGGUUCCGUGGAUAAAAGUAUUUCGUUCCAAGCCAUUCUUAGCCAUCUUGAUCGCCCAUUUCUGCAGCAAUUUCGGAUGGUACAUGUUGCUCAUCGAAAUGCCCACUUUCAUGAAUCAAAUUUUGAAGUUCGAUAUAAGCUCAAAUGCAGGAUUGUCAUCAAUUCCAUUUUUAUGCAUGUGGCUUUUUACCAUGAUUUUGAGCAAGGUAUUAACUAUUCUCCAGGAAAAAAGCUUGAUCACAGUGACGACAUCUAGAAAAAUCGGCACUCUUUUUGCAUCUCUUGUACCUAUGCUGUGCUUAAUAAAACUGUCGUACAUCGGAUGUAAUCGCAUACUGGCAGUUCUGUUAAUGACAAUCGGAGUGACUUGCAUCGGCGGGAUGUACUGUGGCUUUUUGGCAAAUCAUAUAGACAUAGCACCGAACUUUGCCGGUAGUCUCGUAGCGGCGACAAAUGUUGUCGCCACCAUACCUGGCUUUACCGUACCAAUUUUUGUGGGACAACUAACUCACGGAAAUCAAACGAUAGAAGCAUGGCGGAUAAUAUUCUUCGUAACAAUCAUACUGUACGUAAUCGAAAUAGUGGUUUACACCGUCUUUGGUAGUGGCAACGAACAACCAUGGAACAAGAUCAGUACAUCCGACGACGAAGCAAAUGAGACAGUAUCUCUAAACGAUAAUAAUAUGAAAUAGAACUUAUGUUCAAACUUAAUGUUUUAUACAAUUUUAUAUGAUUUAAUUUUGAGAAAUUAUUAAACUAAUCGCGUCGCUUCUAUUCGCGCGUGGACGCGUUGACGCAUUCUGCAUGCAGUAGCCAUUAUUUUAAUUUUCAUGUAUCUCUCUUUAUCUUAAUUUUUUUUCUCAUGUUGUGUAUAUCUAUUAUAAUAAAGUUCAAGCUUUCACUCAUAAGCCAGUCGACAAUAA
This is a messenger RNA of Pseudomyrmex gracilis, 1953 nucleotides long. It is a transcript of the gene MFS3, whose product is annotated as putative inorganic phosphate cotransporter. NCBI's taxonomy places the organism in Eukaryota, Metazoa, Arthropoda, Insecta, Hymenoptera, Formicidae. The record is from RefSeq and is a predicted model, not a curated record. Gene Ontology annotation, biological process: transmembrane transport; monoatomic anion transport. The coding region runs from base 208 to 1722 and encodes 504 amino acids. Gene Ontology annotation, molecular function: transmembrane transporter activity. The transcript is spliced from 9 exons.